UCAGAGUGAAUCAGACAAAUCCCUGAUGGAAAUCUGGCUCUUAUUUGAAAAAUGCAAUAAUAUGCUUGUGAUUGUUUACUUUUUACAGGAGAGCUGUCUGGACAAAGAAUGUUUCUCUGGUGUCCAACCCUAAUAAAUACAGGGCAAAUGUAUUUGCCCACAAAAAGCAGCAACAGACCAUCAGCACUGUUAUUCUCCAAAGUUUGAGGAAUCGGCUGUAAAGCGAUCAGCACAAUGUCUGACAGCAGUGACGUGUGGGAGUCACCUGGCUGUGGGGCUGGAGAAGUGCUCGAGAACAGUGGAUUCUCUGAACACGAACUCCUUGACAUUAUGUACAGUGCAUGCAAAACAACCAGUACAGGAGAUGUGUUAGCCUCCACGAUCAUCCAAUACCUUCAGAAUAUGACAGCCGAGAGUCAAGAGCAGGACAAGCUGAUUGCUUUAGGCAGAUUGCUCGACCCUGAUUGUCAGGACCCUCAUGUGAGCAGAGAGGCCUUCCAUUCCACCAUGAGAAAGUGGAUCGCACAGUGCAGCCAGAACAGGUAAACCUAACUGUAGUGAGCAUAAAUGGC
Messenger RNA from Thalassophryne amazonica, 572 nucleotides. RefSeq names its product lymphoid-restricted membrane protein-like. The record is from RefSeq and is a predicted model, not a curated record. Lineage: Eukaryota; Metazoa; Chordata; Actinopteri; Batrachoidiformes; Batrachoididae. The transcript has 4 exons. Gene Ontology annotation, cellular component: chromosome, telomeric region; nuclear outer membrane; meiotic nuclear membrane microtubule tethering complex. Bases 235 to 546 code for a protein of 103 amino acids. Gene Ontology annotation, molecular function: dynein complex binding. Gene Ontology annotation, biological process: chromosome localization to nuclear envelope involved in homologous chromosome segregation; spindle localization; actin filament organization.